Molecule: messenger RNA, 2114 nt
Organism: Penicilliopsis zonata CBS 506.65
Lineage: Eukaryota; Fungi; Ascomycota; Eurotiomycetes; Eurotiales; Aspergillaceae
Exons: 2
Coding region: 335-1840 (501 amino acids)
Biological process (GO): positive regulation of GTPase activity; positive regulation of TORC1 signaling
Cellular component (GO): cytosol
Molecular function (GO): GTPase activator activity
Source: RefSeq, a predicted model, not a curated record
AAAUACGUUUAUCCGUCGGCAAGGCCAGCGGAUCCGUUUCCGAUCGCAGCGUCCGGUUUGUAAUCGGGCUGGAUUCAUUCACCCGACAACCUCCACCGAGUCCACUUCUUCGCUCCAGGCUCAGGCAGACGGCCGUUUUCCCAGCUUUCCUGCACUGCAGUCGAUUCCUCUUCUCAUUAUUUGUCCAGCGCUCGCUCUCUUGCCCUGCACACCAUCCUGGGCCCUGCGUCUGUCUUGCCACACCGGUCUGCCCAUCCCCUUGUCUCCUCUCUCCACGUCAGAAGCAUGUGUCGCCAGAAUGGCCUAGACUGCGUAUUGUCCUCGAGAUACUAAAAUGGAUUUUAUCCUCUCGUUGACGCAUUUCUGUGAGGUGCAUGGUCCCACCUCCAUCAUCUGUUCCCAAGUCCUGCCCUUUGCCUGCGCGCAAUGCUAUCCUGAGAACGCCGACGUCGGUACGCCGGACGAGACCCCCGCGACUUCUUCCCAGGACGAGUGCGUCUUCCCACAGGACUCCCCUCGAUCCGGACAGCAGGGAGGAGAGACUAAGUCGAUCGGAACCCCUACCAAGAUCGAGGAAUAUCCUUUCUUCCUUAAACAGCAGCAGCAGCAACAACAACAACAACAACAACAACAACAACAACAAUACCAGUCUCCCGCAGAAACCGAGCGGCAAAAUCGCUUUGGUGGCACUGAUGGUGAUACUUGCGCCAGUUGUAGUCUGACUUUGCCUGAAGAUGUGAGCAGACAACUCCCGCCGGGUGCCCCAGGCACAACCAAACGUGACGGCAAGGGCAAGAACGGGAGUCCUGUUCUGCGGUCGCGUGGUGUCGUCUACUCGUGCGGUAAUCACUACAGCCACUCCUCCCCCGACGUGGAGAAUACUACCGACGGACAUGACGGACACUCGCACGCGUCCUUCCCAGACUCCAUCCAGUCGCAGUCGUCAGCGGUCGCCUCCUCCGACAAUCCCUGCCAUACCCACAUCCUGACCUAUCUUUCCCUGCGGGGACCCCCCAACCCGGCCGACUAUGCACUACUCCGCCGCUCCUCGAUCCGGACCCUCAGCUGCGAGCUGCUACCUCGCGGUCUGUCGUCCGGCCCGCUGUGCUUCGGGGACUCCGUGGCUGGUUACACCAUCGCGUACAUCUUCCGCCUCCCGGACCCGAUGGCUCGCGGUAAGCGACGCAGCUACGCGCUCGUUGCAUUGGCGGGCAAGGACGCCGGUCGCGCGUUCCGCGCCUGUCCGAUCAUCUGGCGCGCGUUCGGUCGCAUCGCUACGGGGAUCGUCAACGCCGCCCAGAACUUCCAGGAGGAAGAGAAGCAGCGCGAGGAGCGCGCGCAGGAGCAAAAGCGCGCCACCGCUACCGGCCUGGGGGGCCGUCAGUAUACGCCCGUCUCUUCCUUCCUGACCGGCCGCACUGUCGACCCGGACGGCCAGCCCCGCCGCGCCGGUCAGAUCCGUGCUCGCAACCUGGCCGAGAUUGUCGGCAACGAGUACAUCUUCACCGAGAUCCACGCGCACUUUGUCGCCCUCCUGCAGCAGCUCGGGUCGUUGUUCGGCGGAAUCCCCGUCUCCGAGGAGCGGUUCAUCUGCAGCAUCGUCAAAGACAAUGACGGUGAACAACAACAACAACAACAACAGCCUGUGACCUCUUCCACCAACUCCUCUUCCUCUUUCAGGCGCCCAUCUCUGUCCACCGCCAAGGAAGUUGCCCAAGGCAGCAAAUCACAUGCUAGCCGUGUACGUGACGGUCCUGAUCGUGGCCUAUCCGCCGCUCUUGAGAUGGCACCACCCCCUCGGCCUAUUCCGAUCGCGCCGCGGCGGCCGGUAAUUGCAUAAACCUCGGGUGUUUCACUUUUUCUUCUUUUUCAUUAAUUUUUAAAAAAAAAAAGAAACAAAAAGUGUUUCACCUGAGUCAUUUCCUUUCCCUUGGAAAAUGUCUCACCUUAAUCAAACCUACAGAAGAAUCCAUAAGACAUUCUUCUAUCACAGUCAAUCUUUAUCUCGACCAUCACAUUCAACCCAUAGACUUUGGCGUCUUCAGAAGGCAUGGAGUUUAGUUUACUUCCUCACUUUUUCUUUCCUCUUUCUCCUCUUACCUUUUUUUUUUUCC